AUGCCAGAAGAGAUCUUCUCCACACCAGAGACCACCACCGCACAGCAGAAAACAGAGAAUGUGGUAUCCACCCCCAGCUCCACAAUCACCGCUAAUGUACUGUCACCAGCGACCACUGAAUCAACAUCGACAGUCAACCCAAUCUCAAGUGCCACAGUGACUAUCGAGAUCUUCUCCACACCAGAGACCACCACCGCACAGCAGAAAACAGAGAAUGUGGUAUCCACUCCCAUCUCCACAAUCACCGCUAAUGUACUGUCACCAGCGACCACUGAAUCAACAUCGACAGUCAACCCAAUCUCAAGUGCCACAGUGACUAUCGAGAUCUUCUCCACACCAGAGACCACCACCGCACAGCAGAAAACAGAGAAUGUGGUAUCCACUCCCAGCUCCACAAUCACCGCUAAUGUACUGUCACCAGCGACCACUGAAUCAACAUCGACAGUCAACCCAAUCUCAAGUGCCACAGUGACUAUCGAGAUCUUCUCCACACCAGAGACCACCACCGCACAGCAGAAAACAGAGAAUGUGGUAUCCACUCCCAGCUCCACAAUCACCGCUAAUGUACUGUCACCAGCGACCACUGAAUCAACAUCGACAGUCAACCCAAUCUCAAGUGCCACAGUGACUAUCGAGAUCUUCUCCACACCAGAGACCACCACCGCACAGCAGAAAACAGAGAAUGUGGUAUCCACCCCCAGCUCCACAAUCACCGCUAAUGUACUGUCACCAGCGACCACUGAAUCAACAUCGACAGUCAACCCAAUCUCAAGUGCCACAGUGACUAUCGAGAUCUUCUUCACACCAGAGACCACCACCGCACAGCAGAAAACAGAGAAUGUGGUAUCCACUCCCAGCUCCACAAUCACCGCUAAUGUACUGUCACCAGCGACCACUGAAUCAACAUCGACAGUCAACCCAAUCUCAAGUGCCACAGUGACUAUCGAGAUCUUCUCCACACCAGAGACCACCACCGCACAGCAGAAAACAGAGAAUGUGGUAUCCACUCCCAGCUCCACAAUCACCGCUAAUGUACUGUCACCAGCGACCACUGAAUCAACAUCGACAGUCAACCCAAUCUCAAGUGCCACAGUGACUAUCGAGAUCUUCUCCACACCAGAGACCACGACCGCACAGCAGAAAACAGAGAAUGUGGUAUCCACCCCCAGCUCCACAAUCACCGCUAAUGUACUGUCACCAGCGACCACUGAAUCAACAUCGACAGUCAACCCAAUCUCAAGUGCCACAGUGACUAUCGGUACAGCUUCUACAGUCUCUCCCAAUGUCACACCGCUGACUCAAUCGAAUCCUGUUGCUUCAACAACUGGACCAACAACAAAGCUUAUAUUCAGCAGUUCACAAGUAUCCUCAAUAAUCACGCUUUCCCCUACAAAGGAGACACACUCUACUGCAACCACAGAAGCAAAUCAGUCAGAAACAACUUCACCUUCAACACAGCCCUCAACCCCUCAAAGCAAUGGCUCUGCACAAACCCCUCCAUCUGAAAAAACACCACCUGCAGAGAUCUUCUUCACACCAGAGACCACCACCGCACAGCAGAAAACAGAGAAUGUGGUAUCCACUCCCAGCUCCACAAUCACCGCUAAUGUACUGUCACCAGCGACCACUGAAUCAACAUCGACAGUCAACCCAAUCUCAAGUGCCACAGUGACUAUCGAGAUCUUCUCCACACCAGAGACCACCACCGCACAGCAGAAAACAGAGAAUGUGGUAUCCACCCCCAGCUCCACAAUCACCGCUAAUGUACUGUCACCAGCGACCACUGAAUCAACAUCGACAGUCAACCCAAUCUCAAGUGCCACAGUGACUAUCGAGAUCUUCUCCACACCAGAGACCACCACCGCACAGCAGAAAACAGAGAAUGUGGUAUCCACCCCCAGCUCCACAAUCACCGCUAAUGUACUGUCACCAGCGACCACUGAAUCAACAUCGACAGUCAACCCAAUCUCAAGUGCCACAGUGACUAUCGCUCCAUCUGAAAAAACACCACCUACAGAGAUCUUCUCCACACCACAGACCACCACCGCACAGCAGAAAACAGAGAAUGUGGUAUCCACUCCCAGCUCCACAAUCACCGCUAAUGUACUGUCACCAGCGACCACUGAAUCAACAUCGACAGUCAACCCAAUCUCAAGUGCCACAGUGACUAUCGAGAUCUUCUCCACACCAGAGACCACCACCGCACAGCAGAAAACAGAGAAUGUGGUAUCCACCCCCAGCUCCACAAUCACCGCUAAUGUACUGUCACCAGCGACCACUGAAUCAACAUCGACAGUCAACCCAAUCUCAAGUGCCACAGUGACUAUCGGUACAGCUUCUACAGUCUCUCCCAAUACCACCACCGCACAGCAGAAAACAGAGAAUGUGGUAUCCACUCCCAGCUCCACAAUCACCGCUAAUGUACUGUCACCAGCGACCACUGAAUCAACAUCGACAGUCAACCCAAUCUCAAGUGCCACAGUGACUAUCGCUCCAUCUGAAAAAACACCACCUACAGAGAUCUUCUCCACACCACAGACCACCACCGCACAGCAGAAAACAGAGAAUGUGGUAUCCACUCCCAGCUCCACAAUCACCGCUAAUGUACUGUCACCAGCGACCACUGAAUCAACAUCGACAGUCAACCCAAUCUCAAGUGCCACAGUGACUAUCGAGAUCUUCUCCACACCAGAGACCACGACCGCACAGCAGAAAACAGAGAAUGUGGUAUCCACCCCCAGCUCCACAAUCACCGCUAAUGUACUGUCACCAGCGACCACUGAAUCAACAUCGACAGUCAACCCAAUCUCAAGUGCCACAGUGACUAUCGAGAUCUUCUCCACACCAGAGACCACCACCGCACAGCAGAAAACAGAGAAUGUGGUAUCCACCCCCAGCUCCACAAUCACCGCUAAUGUACUGUCACCAGCGACCACUGAAUCAACAUCGACAGUCAACCCAAUCUCAAGUGCCACAGUGACUAUCGAGAUCUUCUCCACACCAGAGACCACCACCGCACAGCAGAAAACAGAGAAUGUGGUAUCCACUCCCAGCUCCACAAUCACCGCUAAUGUACUGUCACCAGCGACCACUGAAUCAACAUCGACAGUCAACCCAAUCUCAAGUGCCACAGUGACUAUCGAGAUCUUCUCCACACCAGAGACCACGACCGCACAGCAGAAAACAGAGAAUGUGGUAUCCACUCCCAGCUCCACAAUCACCGCUAAUGUACUGUCACCAGCGACCACUGAAUCAACAUCGACAGUCAACCCAAUCUCAAGUGCCACAGUGACUAUCGAGAUCUUCUCCACACCAGAGACCACCACCGCACAGCAGAAAACAGAGAAUGUGGUAUCCACUCCCAGCUCCACAAUCACCGCUAAUGUACUGUCACCAGCGACCACUGAAUCAACAUCGACAGUCAACCCAAUCUCAAGUGCCACAGUGACUAUCGAGAUCUUCUCCACACCAGAGACCACCACCGCACAGCAGAAAACAGAGAAUGUGGUAUCCACUCCCAGCUCCACAAUCACCGCUAAUGUACUGUCACCAGCGACCACUGAAUCAACAUCGACAGUCAACCCAAUCUCAAGUGCCACAGUGACUAUCGGAGACACACUCUACUGCAACCACAGAAGCAAAUCAGUCAGAAACAACUUCACCUUCAACACAGCCCUCAACCCCUCAAAGCAAUGGCUCUGCACAAACCCGUGA
Molecule: messenger RNA, 3714 nt
Organism: Myripristis murdjan (pinecone soldierfish)
Lineage: Eukaryota; Metazoa; Chordata; Actinopteri; Holocentriformes; Holocentridae
Product: flocculation protein FLO11
Exons: 23
Coding region: 1-3714 (1237 amino acids)
Source: RefSeq, a predicted model, not a curated record